Molecule: messenger RNA, 1127 nt
Organism: Pygocentrus nattereri (red-bellied piranha)
Lineage: Eukaryota; Metazoa; Chordata; Actinopteri; Characiformes; Serrasalmidae
Product: mannose-binding protein A-like
Exons: 5
Coding region: 85-948 (287 amino acids)
Cellular component (GO): multivesicular body; rough endoplasmic reticulum
Source: RefSeq, a predicted model, not a curated record
CCUCAAACUGAACUUCUCGCCGAUGAAGCUCGUCUCUGAGGUACGAGUCCUUUUCACCGCUUCCCCUUUGUUUCUGUUACGGUGAUGAUCAAUCGGAACAACCUUAGAAAUACGGCAGUAUUCCAGGUGCAGUAUUCCAGUGAACAGAGGAUGGCGCUGUUCAGUCAGAUCUUCACUGCUCUGCUGCUGCUGCUGCAGUUGGACCUGCAUCUGUUUGGUGGAUCUGAGGCGGCAGCUCCUCAAACUCCCAGCUGUUCUGCCUCUGCUGGGGUUCCAGGAACUCCCGGACACAACGGCGCUCCUGGCCGAGACGGGAGAGACGGAAAGGAUGGAGCUGCCGGACCCAAAGGAGAGAAGGGAGAGCCGGGACUGAGCGUGCAUGGACAUCAAGGAAAGGCAGGACCAGCAGGACCACCAGGUCCAACAGGUCGAGUAGGUCCACCAGGACCCCAAGGACCAAAGGGAGUUCCAGGUUCACCAGGUUCGGUGUCAAAUGACUUGAUCACAUCUCUUCAGUCUGAAGUCCAAGCUCUCAAAGCCAGACUGACUGUAGCAGAGAAAAUUCUCAGUUUCAGCACCUUCAGAAAAGUCGGGCAGAAAUUAUUCCUAAUGCACAGGACGGAGGCGACGUUCGACAGAGGCCAGAAGCUCUGCACCGAUGCCGGCUGGACGCUGGCUGUACCGAGAAAAGAAGCUGAAAAUAAAGCCCUGUCUGAAAUGAUCGCACAGGUCGCGGCGUCUCACGCGUACAUCGGCGCAACCGACCGAGAGAAAGAGGGUCAGUUUGUAGAUGUUCACAAAGCGCCUCUGACCUUCACCAAAUGGAAAAAUGGUGAGCCCAACAAUAAUAAUGGGUCAGAGCACUGCGCUGGGAUUUAUACCAGCGGAGAAUGGAACGACUUCAACUGUGACAUAAACCGAAAAAUAAUAUGUGAAACAGAAAGUUGAGUCGAGUUCAAGCUCAUAAAUACAGAAACGUGACAACAGCCAGGUUUCUGGAGAGCAGCUGAGCUUCGUUCUCAUUAUUCCUCUUUGGGUAACGUCACCGAACUGCUUCACUAACAAACGAGGCUGACGCGGCAGAGCGAUUUAUACCAGUGGUCAUUCUCUAAUGAUGAACAUGCGUU